GAAAUUACAUUUGUUUUUAUGUAGUAUUUACUUCACCACAAAAUCAUUUUUCUCAGUGUAGGUCUGCAUAAAAACUACAGAAACAAAUGUUGAUGCGUGACCAGUCCACUUCAAUGCAAAACAUGUCCUCAAAGGCCCACUGAGCCAAAAGCAUAGUGAUUGAACCUGCUCUCCAUCAGCCCGAAGAACAAUAAUAAUAAAGAAAAAUAAAGAAAAUAAAUCAUUAUUAUUUACCAAUCAGCGGACGAAAGUACAGGGCAGGGGCAAGAUUCCAAAAAGAAAUUGGCAUUGUCCUGCGUAUAUUUCACCAGAUAUGCCUGCCGAGCACCCUUCAGGAUCGUCGAUCUGUCAUGCCAUCUUAGUACACGGAAGAUGAGAGUACGCGGCCAAUCAGAGUUUUUCCUUCCAUCAUACACACGAUGGGCCUGGUCAAUCUCGAUGUCACUGCCUUUCAGGGAAGGGAUCCACUUGGAAAGAUUAGCUCUGAUGAAGCCAGCUGCAUCGUAGCCUUCAGCCCCCUCCGGCAACCGUUUUUUUCGCACUUAUUUCCUGAGCAAAACCAUUGCACUGUCUUCAUCAAAGAUGGUAACCAGUGGUCCUCUUGACCUACAUUAUAUUACAUCCAGCACGGAUGAUGAGCCAUAUGAAUAUUCGGGCAACUACGAUGAUUUGGAUUUUCAAUUGGUCUGUGUUUAUGGAAAUCAUGGAGCUAGAAUUCUUCCCAUUUUAUACUCGCUUUAUUUUGUGGUGGGCUUUCUGGGUAACAUGCUGGUGGUCUGGGUGGUCUGUAUGGGUACCAAGCUGAGAAGUAUGACUGACAUCUGUCUCCUGAACCUGGCUUUAGCUGACCUGCUGCUAGUUUCAUCUUUCCCCUUCCUGGCACACCAUGCCAGAGACCAGUGGAUCUUUGGAGAUGUAAUGUGCACUGUGGUCUUCAGUGCCUACUACAUUGGAUUUUACAGUGUUAUAUUCUUCAUUGUACUGAUGAGUAUUGAUCAAUACAUGGCAAUAGUUCAUGAUGUGCUUGCAAGAACAUAUGGAAUCUUAGCCAGUGUAGUCAUAUGGAUUAUUGCUGUUUAUGUAGCAUUUCCUGAGAUGACGCACUUCAAAACCAAAAAUGCAAAAAACAAAAUCUUCUGUUAUGCGUUUUAUCCAACAAGUGAUCAAAAUUCUUAUUUUUCUUCGAGGAUUUUUGCUAUCUUUAAAAUGAACGUCAUAGGUUUAAUUAUCCCUCUUAUCGUAAUAGGAAUUUUUUACUCAAUGAUUUUGAAGAGACUCCUGGCAGCCCGUUCUUCCAGAAAGCAGGACAUAUGCCAUGUCAUCACUGUGAUGGUGGUGUUCUUCUGCUGUUAUGCUCCAUAUAACGUUGCUACUUUUGUGAAAGUCUUAGAGCAGAAAGAACUCAUAUCUAAUUCCUGUGACUUUAGUAAGGCAAUCCAUCUAAGUCUGCAGAUCACAGAAGCAUUGGCUUUUUCACACAGCUGCAUCAAUCCCAUUCUCUUUGUGUUUGUGCGAGAGAAAUAUAGGAGGCAUCUUGUCUGUCUCCUCUAUAAGACACCCUGUGGUAGACUGCAGUGUAUGAAUAAUAACCCUACACAGGCCACAGGAUCAGUUUACUCACAUAACACCAAUGAUGAGAGAACUAGUACAGUAGUGUAAAUGGAGGACUUGAGAAUUAAUUUUAAACUAAUGUACUAAUUUUUUUGUUUGUUUGUUUGUUUGUUUUUUCAAAUCUACAAUCAUUGCUGUAGAAGAGAUUUUAUUAGUUGGGUAACUCUGCAUCAUGUGUCUAUUGAGUUUGUUAGAAUUCUAAACUGUCACUUUUAUAUACAUGUGAUAUUCAUCACUUAGAACCAAUAUAUGCAGAACUCAUUUGAUUUUUUGGUGGGGUAAAAAAUGUAUUUAUAUUCGCUCUGUAAAUAUGUAUGUUUGUAAAGGUACAGAUUUGUAGGUGUGGAUAUGUGUAGUGUUUUUGUGUGUUGUUCUGUCUUAAUCUCAGCCCACUAAUCAUUUUAAAGUUUGUUGAACUUCAAAGCUGUUAUAUGUGUAGCUUUAAACUAGUUGUAAUAUUUCAAUUCAUAUUCAUAGUUUUACUUUAUGUAACACAAAUGUUUAAUCCAUUAAAUCUUCAUGUAGUUAUUUGAGUUUAUUGUUUCAAUAUAAUUAUUUUACUUGGUUUAAGCGACUUAUGUGUUAUGUUUCAGACUUGAAUGCGUGUUAGGUUAUGGUUAGUUGACAUGUAUUUGCAAAGUUAUAAUCGGUAGAAUGUCCAUCAAAAUAAAGUGUUAAGCAGACAGUCUACUAAUACAUUAAUGACUGGCAUUAUGCGAGGUCCCAGUGUGAGUUAGUGACUGUAUCUAUCUACAAUGCUAUUAUUUAGCCAUGUAAAGAAUGAAGUUUGUCUAGAUAGUGCCUAUAAGAGUGGUUAAAUUUGCAGCUCUGCAAUGAUGAAGUUAUUGCGUGUGUGUGUUUAGAGGCUUGUUGGUUUUCAGACGCUUUAAUAUGUUUGCUGUUUCUUUAUUUUUACUGCCAUCCAAAAUGUUAUGUCUUCUUUAAAACAGGAAGGACAGUUGUUUUUAAGUCUGAUUUUCUUUACAAUAGAGUGAUAUUGUACUUAUGAAUAAAAAGUCUU
This is a messenger RNA of Onychostoma macrolepis, 2632 nucleotides long. Its product is annotated as C-C chemokine receptor type 5-like. The record is from RefSeq and is a predicted model, not a curated record. Gene Ontology annotation, cellular component: membrane. Gene Ontology annotation, biological process: chemotaxis; immune response; G protein-coupled receptor signaling pathway. NCBI's taxonomy places the organism in Eukaryota, Metazoa, Chordata, Actinopteri, Cypriniformes, Cyprinidae. The transcript is spliced from 3 exons. Gene Ontology annotation, molecular function: chemokine receptor activity. Bases 583 to 1659 code for a protein of 358 amino acids.